This is a messenger RNA of Prunus mume (Japanese apricot), 1398 nucleotides long. The record is from RefSeq and is a predicted model, not a curated record. NCBI's taxonomy places the organism in Eukaryota, Viridiplantae, Streptophyta, Magnoliopsida, Rosales, Rosaceae.
ACACCAAACCUCCAUUUUCAAGACCUCAAAAACCCACAACACCCAAAAGAAACCCAAGAAUUCACUAAUGGCACCAUUUCUUGCUCCCAACCUCAUCACCAUCAUCAUGAUCACGAUCAUCACAACCUCACCGCAACUCGUUCUGACUCACCCGAACCUCAUCCCUCCCCACCUCUCCCAACUCGACACGUGGAUCGUCCACAACAUUAGGGACUACGCCAACCGCAAGGCCACCCAAGCCACUCUCCGCUUCGACUCUAAAUUGCUCUCCGCCGAGUACGCCGUCAAAAUAAUAACCGUCAAGAAAGAUGGCACCGGAGACUUCAAAACAGUCACUGACGCCGUCAACAGCAUUCCGUCGUGGAACACGCGUCGCGUCGUGGUGUUCAUCCGCGGGGGUGAGUACAGAGAGAAGAUUCUGGUCGACGCAUCGCGGCCGUUCGUGACCUUUUACGGGGAUAAGAACGACGUGCCGUCGAUCACGUUUGACGGCACGGCGUUGAAGUAUGGGACGUGGGAUAGUGCCACGGUGGCCGUCGACGCCGACUACUUCGUGGCCGUCAACAUUGCGUUCGUGAAUUCGGCUCCAAUGCCGGACGGGAACAGGCCGGGGGCUCAGGCGGUGGCGAUGAGAAUAUCAGGGGACAAGGCAGCGUUCCAUAACUGCAGGUUCAUAGGGUUUCAGGACACGUUGUGUGACGAUAGGGGGAGGCAUUUCUUUAAGGACUGCUACAUCCAAGGCACCGUUGAUUUUAUCUUUGGCAAUGGCAAAUCCCUCUACUUGAACAAUAGGAUACAUUCAGUGGCAAAUGGAAUGGGGGUGAUAACAGCACAUGCAAGGGAAGAUGCGGCAGACGACAGUGGGUUUGCGUUUGUGCAUUGCAACAUAACAGGUACAGGUGACACAUUUCUUGGGAGGGCUUGGAGGGACAGAGCUAGGGUUGUGUUUGCUUACACGAACAUGGGAUCUCUCAUCAACAGCCAAGGAUGGUCUGACGCCAUGCACUCUGAGCGCGACAAGACUGUGUAUUAUGGAGAGUACAAGUGUAUGGGACCGGGUUCGAGCUCAACGGGUCGGGUCAAGUAUGCAAAGAUGUUAUCUGAUGAAGAAGCAAAGCCCUUCCUCAGCAUGACUUUUAUCAGAGGAACAAAGUGGGUUCUCCCACCUCCCAAGCUCUGAACUUUACAUAUAUAAAUGUAUCUUGUUGUAUGUACUAGUGUAUCAUUUCAUGCAUUGGCAUGUCAAUGUAGUAAAUAAAGCAUACUUAGGUAGAAGGAAGAAGGUAACUAGCAGGUAGUCUUAUAUAUAAAUGUUGUAUGUAGGUAGGUUUGUAAACCUUGUAAGAAAGCAGGUUCUGCAUUGAAAAUUGGGGUUUAUAUACAUACCAAUAUUUCAGG